AAGAUCAUGAUCUGAAGGUGUUACACAGAAAGUUGCCCCCAACAUGGGAGGUGCAGCGGAUACCAGUGGAUUGCGGUAGUCGGCGAAAGAUUAUUUGAACACAACCCUAUUUAUUAUUCUGUGCCGUUUUGAUCCGAUUUCAAUCUAAAGACUGUAAAUAGACUCCUUUCAACUCCACUGUCGAAAAUCAUCCAGAACAGACAAGAGUUUAAGCCACGGCGGAGCAAGUUGAGUGUCUAUUUUUGUCUCCUGUCUUAAAAGCACAGUGUGUCAGUUCGUAUGAAGCUUUUAUUUCCAUAAAGACUUGAAUAAUGUCAACGACAUCGCUGGAUAAAGAGCUGCAGGAGCGUCUGAGAGAGGCCAGUGCCAUCGGAGACAUUGAGGAGGUGAAGACUUUAGUGGAGAGCGGAGUCAACAUCAACUCUCAGAAUGAGAUUAACGGAUGGACGUGUUUGCAUUGGGCCUGUAAAAGAAACCACAAACACAUAGUGGCCUAUCUGUUGAAUGCCGGAGCCGACAAAGACAUUCUAACAGCGAAAGAAGAGUUAGCCGUUCAACUCACUUCCAAGCCUGAAAUCAGAAGACUGCUUGGAGUGGAAGAGGAAGACAUUCCUGAGGUGAAGGAACCAGAGCUGCCAAUCAUUCCAAACUAUCUCUCCAACCCGCCCUUCCUGUACAGCAAGAUGGAUAGUGACAACCUGAGCAUAGCACAGCGGAACGGCACCAACAAUCAUCCAGAGCCCCUGGAGUCAGAACCAGCGACUUUAUCACCGACACAAGAGCAGCAGCUUCCGCCUCCGCAUCAGCAGCCCAAGAGCCUUUACUCAGACAGCCAGAGCCAGCAGGAGUUACCCUACAUCCCCGUGGUGGAGCAGAACGGCGUGGUGAAUGGCGGCCUGCCCAUGGAGCUCUCCUCAGAGACUCAUCACACCAACCACUGCGAGUUUACACACCCUCAUCCUAUAGCACAGAACGGCCCAGUGUGUCCCACGCUUCCUUCUCCCAGCGGAAGCAGCGGCCAGCCGCAGGUCCCCAGCGCCAGCGUCACCCGGCAGCAGUCCAUCCCGCAGCAGAUCAACUGCUCCCAGCUCGGUGGAUCCAUGCCGGCCUUCCAGCCCUUCUUCUUCACCAGCACCUUUCCCGUUAACGUACAAGAGCUCGUCCUGAAGGUGCGCAUCCAGAACACCAACGUCAGAGAGAACGACUUCAUCGAGGUGGAGCUGGACCGGCAGGAGCUGACGUACCGCGCACUCCUCCGCGUGUGCUGCCGCGAGCUGGACAUCAGCGCGGAGCACGUGGAGAAGAUCCGCAAGCUGCCCAACACUAUGCUCAGAAAGGAUAAAGACGUGGCACGGCUACAGGAUUUCCAGGAAUUGGAGGUGGUGCUGGAGAAAACCGAAGGCUUGUCUCUGUUCUCCGGAGGUCAGGGAGGUCUGACCGACAGGCCCUGCUACAACAUGAAGGCCUCCAGGCUCACCUACUAGCUUCACAUUACAGACUCAGAGAGGUUUAUCUGGGACCUGCUUCUUGAAAUCCCAAACACAUUUCAGAUCCCAAAAUAUGCUCCCGUGUUGGGUUGGUAAACGGUUCAUACAAGAUGUUAGCCUUAUUCCUCCUCUCCUUCAUUAACAGAUGUAUCUUUAGUGCCUCCUCCUCCAUUGUAACCAUAGAUAGCUUGUUCUACGGGUUUGACUUGCUCCGGGGUGGAUGGGGUUUGCGAUUUGAAUCUUCAAAUCCAUUCAGCUCACGACUGGACUUUUGCAUACUGUCAGGCCGCGGGGCGUUCAGAUCCGUCCCACUGCCUUGCCUUCAUAUCGGGUCACUGUGUGAGAGUAGGCAUUUCAUCAUACAUCCAACAACACUGUCCUAUCGCAAGAGGUCUGUCCAACAUGCUGGCCAAUCAGUUGUUUAGUGGUUUAUAUGCCUGCAUUGAUUGGAGGAAGCCACGCUAAUUUCAUACCAAUGCUUUGAAAUCAAAAAAUGUUUUGUUUGCCAGACAACUCUCUGUGCACUUUACCAAAACCUUGCCAUUAUGAGGGAAGCGUCCUUUAUAUUUAACCCUUGAGAAUUCAGUGCUGUAUUUUGAAUGCUGUUCUAUCAGUCACUGUAAGCCAAAUAACUCGUUCUAUAAACUAGCAUGGACUGUUUGGAGUCGAUCGGCCUCGUGUAUGAACGCAAAAUGUCCUUGUUUCUCUUUAACUUCACGAUGUAGCAAAAGAUUUCUUGGUUUUCCCCUAGGAGGAGCUGAAUUGGAGAUGCGUAAUAGGAUAUUUAACCACUGAGAGCUUCCAGUCAGCAUCAUAUUGACUUCUCUUGAGUGCUUAGUUCUCACAUCUUUGAGAAGCAGGAUCUGUGUUCAAGAUAUAGAGGUAAUAGUAGUGCCAUUUUACUAAACACUUCGCUGCAUUGUUGAUUAUGAACAUAAAAUAAAUUUCUGGUCGCAUUUUUGGUGGGGAAUGCUUGAGGUUAGGUUUAGAAGCGGCGCAUAAACACUACUUUGUUGUAAAUUAGCUUUUUGACUUGAUAGAGUUUGUGUUACUGUGAGAAGAAUUUCUAAAGAUUUGUCUUACGAAUUGUUUUUAGUUUUCUCUGAGGGUUUGACUGUCUAACCAAGCAUACGAUCAUUAAACAUUUGUUAACAAUAUGCUACUAUUGUUGAGAUGUAACAUUAGCCCCUUGGAAAGACACUGAUAAAUUAUUGACAUUA
Messenger RNA from Onychostoma macrolepis, 2707 nucleotides. RefSeq names its product ankyrin repeat domain 40 (gene ankrd40). Lineage: Eukaryota; Metazoa; Chordata; Actinopteri; Cypriniformes; Cyprinidae. The coding region runs from base 312 to 1484 and encodes 390 amino acids. The transcript has 5 exons. The record is from RefSeq and is a predicted model, not a curated record. Gene Ontology annotation, molecular function: protein binding.